CAAGCGCUCCGGCUGCCAAAAUGGAUAUUUUCAAGCAAAUCUUGCCAGAAGUGAGGGGCAUUUUAUUAACGGCUUCGGCCCUGCAAGUUCAAAGCUUCCUGGACUCCCUGCUGAGUGAAGGAAUGAUAUCACAGGAAUAUUAUCAGACCUUACUCUAUGAAAAAGACCCUGAGGACUUAGCAAGGAAGGUUGCUCUGACCCUGCUUGGAAAACAGGCUGGGCCAUCCAGUUCCAGCUGCGUCUCUUACUUACAGCUUUCUGGCAAGUCUAAAGAAAACACUAAGAAUGCAGCUGUCUCACUGAGGACUAGAAACUUGACCGGUGACCUGAGCCCUGGAGGGAUCCCACCGGAGACCCACUGCCUGCAGAGCGAGAGCCCCCCACCAUCGAUGGCUGAGAUGGCGCCCGCAGUUCAAGCGCCUGAGGCGGUCAGCGAGGAUCCAGAGAGCACCGAGGUCUUCUACACGGUGGAGAGGGACGAAAGCGGAGAAGUCGUCUGCCUCUGCUCCAACAUGGGGGAGGCCUACAACAAAAUCGCUGCCCUGGCUGAAUAUUUGCUGAAGGACCAGCAAGAUGCCCCGGUGGACGAGCAUUUUGAAAGCCUCUUUUGGGAGGUGGGGGCUGCGGAAGGGCCUGGGGGCUGCGCAGAGGCCAAAACCUGGGGACCAUCCUCGGAGGCCCCCGAAGCCAAGCGCCAGAGGCUGGCUCACCCACCGGCUCUGUGCAUUGUGAGCGGGGACCCCCUCGCCACUCCCCCUCGCCCCGGCCAGGAUGGCACCGGCUCUCCAGGCGACUUCCACGUGCAAGUUUUGGUGGCCUCCGUGGGCCCUGCGGGCAGAUCUCCAGAAGCGCUCGGGCCCUCUGCCAAUGGGCAGCUCUGGUGCAUCCCACGCCACGGGAGCAACAUCCAGAUGAUCUUCACCUUCGGAAACGCCCAGCAACCCUGCUUGCCUGCAGAUCCCCCAACCUGCCCAGGGUCGGGGCGGGCUUUCUGCAAGCGGCUGAAGGAGCAUUUCCGCAGAGAAUGCCGUCCGGGGCCUGGGCAGCCCCCGGGACCCUCCUUCGUGUACCUGGAGAAGGACUUGGUGCAGCAUCACCUGGACGGCAGGGGCGGGAGGCGUGCGGGUCGGAGGCGCUGCCACCUGGGAGAGCAGGCCUCCGUGGAGAGGAGCCACUUGUUCCAGGGCACCAGGAAACCCGGCCUGGGCAGCAGAGUCAUCCUGGUCUUGGGCAAGGCCGGCACGGGGAAAAGCCACCUGGUGCAGAAGAUCUGCCUGGACUGGGCCGAUGGCCGGAUGCCCCAGUUUGACUUCGUCUUCCGAUUCGACUGCCGGAGGCUGAGCCUGCUGCAGGGCUCCUGCCACGACUUCCGGGCCCUGCUCUCGGAUUCCCUGGGCGGCUCCUGCCAGGGCGUCGAUGACGUCUACCACAGCCUCUUGCAGAAGCCAGAGCGGCUCCUCCUGCUUUUUGACGGCAUGGAAGACCUGAAGGAGGAUCCCGAGGGCUUCUCCUCCACGUCAGGGAGCCCGGCCGGCAGGGGAGCCCACCGCCUGGGUGCCACCUUGGCCCCCCUCUUCCAAAGGAAGGGGCUCAGCGGCUGCACUUUCUUAUUGACCGGACGGCGCAAAGGGAGGCUCCCCCCGUGUUUCCCCCGGGUGGACUCGGUCCUGGAGGUGGUGGGCUUCUCCCCGGAGCAGGCCGCGCUCUGCCUCUCCGGCUCUUUCGAGGGCUCUUCCCCCUGGGAGCAGGAGGCGAACCCCAUCAGGAGCUCCCCUUACCUGCUCAGCCUUUGCUGCAAUCCCGGCCUCUGCCGGUUCAUUGGCCAGGCGGCGUCUGAAAGGAGAGGCCAAGAGCUGCCCUCCACCCUCACGGGCCUCUUCGCCACCUACCUUCUCCAGAAGGCGGCAGGUUCCGGGUGCCAGGCCAUCCCUGCCCUGGCCGAGGUCUCUUGGUCUCUCGGGCAGCGUUACCAAAGGGCCCUCCUGAGCGAGCACUUCCCUUCCGCAGACGCGAAGGAGCUCGCUCUCAGAACGGGACUCAUGGCGGAGCAGCGGGGCGUUUGCGUCUUCUCCAACUUCGCUGUCCAGAAUUUCUUGGUGGCCCUGCAUUUGACUCUGGCCAAAGAGAUCAAGGGCAAAAAACUCACCAAAUUCCUUGGUUUGGGGGCCAAGUUCCGGAAAUUUCUCUCUUCGUGGGGCCUGGUGCCCCGUUUCUUGUCCGGGUUGCUGUUCUUAAAGGACGACCUCAGCAGUUCUCUCCUUUUGGGUAAGGGGGGUGACUUAGAAGACACGGAGAACCUGAUCGCAAGGAAGCAGAGGAGCCUCUCCAGAUUCAUCCGGAAACUUCCCCUGAGGGAUCUCAGGCCGGACAAGUUGCUGGAGCUGCUCCACUGUGUCCAUGAAACCGAAGAUCAGCCCCUCCGGAAGCACUUGGCCCUGGAGCUCCGGCCGGACCUCUCCUUCGUGGGCUUCUCACUCGCCCCGCCAGAUGUCAGCGUCCUGCACGCUGUGCUGGGAACGUCCCCCAAGAAGUUCUCUUUAGACCUGAGGGGGACCGGCAUCCACUUGGAUGGACUCAGGAAGCUGGUUGGCCUGAAGAACGUCACCAAGUUCAGGGUGUCCCUCAGGGAAGCGGUGGGGCUCUGGAAGCACCUGUGGGGCGCCCAGGAGAGGGAAGCCCUGCAGGCAGCCCUGGAGAAGUUCCUGGUGGAGCCCUUCAGGGCGAAGACGAUGGGGGACGUGGACGCCCUUCUCGCCCUGGUGCAGCUGCAGAGAGACAUGGCCGAAGGCAGGGAAGACUCUGCGGGUUCCGGCGUUCGUCUUAUUCCAGCCAUCGCUGGGUUCCUGCAACUAGAAUUCAGCCUUGGGCCCAGCUGCGGCUUGGAGGGCUUCCGAAAGUUGGCGGAUUCUUUGGUGGCCUUCUCGGCUCUUCAGCACUUGGAGAAGCGGCACCCCUGGUGGUCCUCCCCCCUCGGAGAUGAAGGGGUGAGGUCCCUCACCCGCGUCCUUCCUCGCUUGGCGUCCCUGGAAACGCUGAAGUAAGUUUUGUGUUCUGCGGCUCCUGGUGGCAGGAAGCCAGAAAGGUCCCAGGGAGGACCCCCCCCCCAUUGCAUC
Notechis scutatus (mainland tiger snake) is the source of this 3113-nucleotide messenger RNA. The record is from RefSeq and is a predicted model, not a curated record. NCBI's taxonomy places the organism in Eukaryota, Metazoa, Chordata, Lepidosauria, Squamata, Elapidae.